Molecule: messenger RNA, 2549 nt
Organism: Bacillus rossius redtenbacheri
Lineage: Eukaryota; Metazoa; Arthropoda; Insecta; Phasmatodea; Bacillidae
Gene: gkt
Product: probable tyrosyl-DNA phosphodiesterase
Exons: 11
Coding region: 230-2293 (687 amino acids)
Biological process (GO): DNA repair
Cellular component (GO): nucleus
Molecular function (GO): double-stranded DNA binding; 3'-tyrosyl-DNA phosphodiesterase activity; single-stranded DNA binding
Source: RefSeq, a predicted model, not a curated record
CACUAUUUACCUGUACCUGUAAAUCAAAAUAAGUUAUAAGUAAAUAAAAUAACUUGCUUUUGAAGCUUGUUGCCUUAAAUUGAAAAGUAAACAAAGAUUAAUUUUGUUGUAAGUCAUAACUUAUGAAUGCUUUCGUGUAGUCUUAAGGUUAAAGUGAUUGAAAAAUAUCAUAACUCUUCACGUUAGUAAUAAAAAACUUGCGAUUAGUAAACAUAUUGCUUAUUUUGAAAUGACACAUUUCCAGCCGGGAAAAAGAGAAGCAGGUAUUCCAAUUGCAGCUAGCUCGCCAUUCCGCAAAUCUCGUUUGGUCUGCAGCUAUGGAGAAAACUGCUACAGGAAGAAUCCAAAUCAUUUUGUUAUUUACUCUCAUCCACACCUGGAGGACAUGCUGGCAGAUCAAAUGGACGCUAGCACCUUGAAGAUUCCACCUGGUUUUCAGACUAAACUUGAUGCGUCUCUCGUUCUGAUCCAGCUGCAGAUGAUACAGGACCUUGCUAAAUCAUCUGACUCUCCUUCGGCAAAGAAAAAAUGUUUCGACUCUACACCUGCUGCAAGCAGUGUCUCGAGUGGUAACACAACUAACACUAGGCCUUUAGAGACAUCUUCAGAUAAGCGAGAUGGUAAACGAAAUGGAGACGGUAGUGCAGCUGGUAUGGGUAGUCAAACUGUGUCGAGGACGUCCAGUUCUCAUUCGGAUGGAGAUGUUACUCCUAAAAGAAAAUACGGUAAAGGAAAAAAUGAGGAGGCGAGUAAAACUGUGUCUCCUUUGUCUCCGGCAAAUUCCUCCGUUCCUGGUCAAAGCUCGAGUGUGACCAGGGUUUCCAACAGUGGAAGUGAUAGUAAACAGUGUGCGGACAAGAGGACUGCCCCGCCACCCCAGCAGGUGUCGGAAGAGGAACGCCGGAGGCGGCUCAACGACUUGAAGCAGUUGCUGCCCGGGGCGUCGAACUUCGGCGACCCCGCGUCGAAGCUGAGAGCCGCCGAGCCGUACGGCCUCUUCCUCACCACCGUGAAGGCCUCUGUGCCGACCCACGCCGAGCCGCUGUCGAUGACGUUCUCCGAGCUGCUGCACCCAAGUCUGGGCGACCUGGAGUCGUCCUUGCAGAUCAACUUCAUGGUCGAUCUGGGUUGGUUGAUGGCCAACUACUACGUACACGGCCACAGUAAAAAGCCUCUGCUCAUUCUCCACGGGGAAGAUACUGAUGAUUUGAGAGACCCCAAGAAGUUGCCAAUGCACAUAAAAGCAGUUCGAAUAAAAACUCCUCACCCAUUUGGGCAUCAUCACACUAAAAUGACUUUGCUACGCUAUUCAGAUGGAAGCCUGCGUGUUGUAGUGAGCACAGCAAAUCUCAUUGAGUCAGAUUGGGAAAACAGGACGCAGGGGCUGUGGGUGAGCCCGGCGUGCCCCGAGCUGCCCCGGGGCUGCGACACGGGCGCCGGGGACUCCCCCACGGAGUUCAAGGCGGACCUGCUCAGGUACCUGGCCGCCUACCGCCUGCCCCAGCUGCAGGAGUGGGUGGGCAGGGCGCGUCGGGCGGACUUCUCUGCGGUCAGGGUGUGCUUCGUGUCGUCGGUGCCCGGCACGCACCGCGGCGCGGAGCUGGAGAGGUGGGGGCACCGUCGCCUGGGGGCCCUGCUCCGGAGGCACGUGGCGGGGGCCGCGGACGGCCGCUGGGACGUCGUCGCCCAGUGCUCGUCCGUCGGCAGCCUGGGGCCCGAGCCGGAGUCCUGGGCGUGCGGGGAGCUGCGCGCCAGCAUGGCGCAGCGGGCCGGGGCCAGCCUCGCCUUGCAGUCGGCCCCCCAGUUCAGAGUGAUUUACCCAAGUUUUCGUAAUGUUGCCAGCAGCUGUGACGGACUUCUUGGAGGUAGUUGCCUUCCGUACUCAAUGAAGACACAUCAGAAACAAACAUGGUUCACGCGAUUUCUGCACGAGUGGAAGAGUGCGGGGCGGCACCGCUCCGAGGCGAUGCCCCACAUCAAGACGUACGCCCGCGUGUCGCCGUGCGGCGGGGAGCUGGCGUGGUUCGUGCUGUCGAGCGCCAACCUGUCCAAGGCGGCGUGGGGGUCCCUCAGCAAGGCCAAGGGGAAGGUGUCCGCCGAUCCCGGUCUCUACGUCAUGUCCUACGAGGCCGGGGUGCUGUUCCUGCCCAAGUUUCUGGUAAAUGACAGUGUUUUCCAUCUCGGUGAAGAAAGGAGCACCACCGUGCCUCCAUUCCCAAUGCCAUACGACUUGCCUCUGUUGCCGUAUGGUCCACGGGAUAAACCCUGGGUCGUGGAGUACCUUUCAGAAUGAGACGGAGAUUGUCGCAUCAGUGUCUUCCUGUAAUAAUCAGUUGUUACAUCAUAAUGGUUGUUACCCAGUUUAACUUCUGUGAUCUGUAAAUAGUAUUUUAUUGUAAGCUCUAUUUGUGCUCAUUAUUUUUUAUAUACAUUUAUCUAGGAGCAUGUCAUGUAAAAAUAUUUUAUGAUUAUUUUGAUGAAUAUUUUAGCAAUGUAUUUAUUUUACCAUUUGCAUGUAAAUAAAUGUUUUGAUAAGUACAUACUUUAGU